CUGACAGCUCUGUACCUGGGGUAGAACACAUUGGGAAGCAAUUGUUGUGUUCCAACCUGGCGGAUAAGUAAAUUUCAUGCCAGCGUCAUUAAUAUUUCUGACUGAGCAAUGGACAAGGGAGAAGAUGAGGCAUCAGGCAAAAUGUUCUUAAACCUGGAUGAAUUCCAUGUCUCGGAAGAGUCUGGGUUUGUUUUGCCAGAGCCAUUGUAUGAGCUCCCGAAAUUCUACAAACCAUGGAUGGAUAUCGCGAACAAUUUACCUCAGCUGAUUGAACAUCAUCAACUUCGCCAUGAAGUGAAUAAAAUGCAGCUUCUGGGCACACACCUGCUCACUGGGCACAAACAGCUGCGGUUGGCACACCUGGCCCUGAGCUUCAUUACUAUGGGCUACGUGUGGCAGGAGGGAGAACACAACAGCACAAAGGUGCUCCCCAAGAACCUUGCGGUGCCCUAUUGCAAAGUAUCUGAAGUCCUUGGACUGCCACCAAUCUUAGUUCAUGCCGACUGUGUUUUAGCAAAUUGGAAGAGAAAGGAUCCCAACAGGGGCAUGGAGUUAAGAAAUUUGGACACGAUCUUCGCAUUGCCUGGGGGAGGCAGCUUAAAGGGAUUCUUUCUGGUAACGUUACAGGCGGAACUGGCAGCUGUACAAGGCAUCAAGGCUAUUGCCACGGCAACUGAGGCGGUUUGGAAGCACGAAGAUGAUACCAUUAAAUCUGCUUUGCAAGAUGUGGCUGAGUCAAUCAGAAAGAUGAACCAUGCACUCAGGAAGAUGGAUGAGCACGUUGACCCUGCUGUAUUUUAUGGAAUAAUUCGCCUCUUUCUGUCUGGGUGGAAGGAUAACCCAGUUUUUCCAGAAGGGCUGCUGUAUGAGGGAGUGUGGGAGAACCCAAGGCAGUUUUCAGGUGGAAGUGCAGCACAAAGCUCGACAUUGCAAUCCUUCGAUGAGUUUUUGGGAAUACAUCACAAUGAGGAAAGUGCUGCAUUCCUUCACCGGAUGAGGGAUUACAUGCCACCGGCACACAAGGCGUUUAUCCAAGUGAUUGCCUCAGGCCCAUCGGUGCGAGAGUACAUCAUCCUUCACCCGUGCCCCGGUCUCCGAGAGACGUACAAUGAUUGCAUAGAGGCCCUCGUUGGUCUAAGGAACUACCACAUCACUGUUGUCACUCGGUACAUCACGAUCUUGGCAUCCAGAACAAAAGCAGAGAAGGCCAAGCUUAGUAGCAAGUCAGACGUCAUACAGAAAGCCCCGCUGUCCCUGGAAGAGCGAGGAACCGGCGGCACGACAAUUAUGUCUCUGCUGAAAAGCACACGGGACAUGACUAAAGAAAUGGUGAUCAAGGAAGCAGGACAGCAUUGAUCAAGGUUAACAGUCGUUUUCCGUAAACCAUGGGGAUUAUUUACAGAUAAAACUUUGCGCAAUGCUCAGUGCAAACACUGUGGGUGAUCAAGUGCUUAGAAAAUACUAACUGCUGGUGAGAACGGCUAACAGUGCAAAAAUUAAACUAAAACAUAAUAUUGCUUCUUGCAGCUGCUUCAAAGGCUUGUAGUCUUAACUUUGAAGGUAGUUAAUUACAUUUACUACUGUGUGAUCAUUUUUAAGUCUCCCAGUCGCUUUUUUCUCAAUAGAUGCAGGAUUAUUUCUGUAACAAGUGCAAUGGGCAAAUUGCGAUCCACAUGUCCCGUGUCCCCACGGUUACCUCCCAGCACUACACCUCUGGGCUGCAGGAAUCUGCUGCGGUCACACGGAUUCUGCCGGCAUUGCUGCCUGGACUGUUGCAUGAGUCUGAGGGAGCAGGAGAGGUGAUUAGGCAUGAGGUGACAGAGGGUAAAGUCCUGUCCGUGAACCUCUGAUGACCCUCUCACAGCUUACGACUGGAAACAUUUAGAGACAGCUGAAAAAUUGUAAAUAAUUAUACGAGUUAUUUAAAAAAUUAAAAAAAUGAAAUAAAACCUAUUUUAAAAAGCACAUUGAACUACUGUUAAUUAAUCAAGAUCUGAUAUAUUUCAUGUAUUUACAUAUUUCCUUGUGAUAUUGGAGGAUGUUCAGCCCAUCAAGUCUCUGCCAG
Messenger RNA from Pristis pectinata (smalltooth sawfish), 2065 nucleotides. It is a transcript of the gene ido1, whose product is annotated as indoleamine 2,3-dioxygenase 1. Gene Ontology annotation, molecular function: indoleamine 2,3-dioxygenase activity; metal ion binding; heme binding. The record is from RefSeq and is a predicted model, not a curated record. Bases 109 to 1356 code for a protein of 415 amino acids. NCBI's taxonomy places the organism in Eukaryota, Metazoa, Chordata, Chondrichthyes, Rhinopristiformes, Pristidae. The transcript has 10 exons. Gene Ontology annotation, cellular component: cytoplasm. Gene Ontology annotation, biological process: 'de novo' NAD+ biosynthetic process from L-tryptophan.